This is a messenger RNA of Neurospora crassa OR74A, 1470 nucleotides long. RefSeq lists its product as hypothetical. The transcript is spliced from 2 exons. NCBI's taxonomy places the organism in Eukaryota, Fungi, Ascomycota, Sordariomycetes, Sordariales, Sordariaceae. The record is from RefSeq and is a predicted model, not a curated record. Bases 784 to 1386 code for a protein of 200 amino acids.
GCUGGCUGCAAGGUCCCAGACUCACAGGACAACAACAGCAACACCAUCGUCGACGACUUCAACAAUAGCUUUGUUCUAACUGAUGGAUAUACCAUCUUUUAUACCAGAGACAAUAAUUUGUUACUUCAACGACAGACGACUAACUGAUAACCUUUACAAUCCGGAUCUUGUCAUCGUCUGCCAAGCCCAGUUCUCAACUAUAGUUGAGGGCUAACAACAGCGUCGAUUUCACGGAAUUACGCUACAGAGGCAUCCUAAAGCAAAGCUGUCGCGCGUCCACACAUCGACAAAGUCAAAAGUGCAUUGAUACGACGUGAGAAUUGGUUGUGCGCUUCCGGGUUUAGACAUUGACCGCAUACGCCUGGCUGGCCCCUUGCGGAAAGAUCUCUGCAGAAGAGCUGGAAGUUGAAGUCUUACAGGUGGAGCUGUGUAAGGCAAAGUCAGAGUGUCUAAGGAAGGGAGUCCGUUUGGAAGUUGGAGAAUCAUCCUCAGGGCGUGCAACACACCGCGGCGGUUGAGUGGGUUACUGUUUAGUAUCGAGGGGUUCCGGGCUGGCGACCACGGAAAAGGUUCAAGAAAAGAGGAUAUUGACGUCCAAAGUUGCCGGUAUUGUUGAGGGAGAAAGCUCGAAGUGAACCAACAUCUUCACAUUCAGUCGACAGCCCAUCCAACUCCCUCUAUCAGUCGUCGGUCCCCAGACUCAAUUCUCAUUCAACUCCAAGGCCGUCAUUCUAAAAUAAAAAAAAAUAAAAAAUCAUCAGCGAGCCCAACCGUUCGCCAACCAUGGCAUCAACAGUAACGAGCGAUUCACUCGUCUACGACCGCUCCCGCGGCAUUGGCGGCGACGGCGGCGUCGGCGUCGAGCGAGUACACAAGUACCACUGGCCAGCCAUCCAACUCAACGUGUGGAUGCUGAUCAUGCUCAUCGCGGCUUGCACCAUUAUCGGCGUAUUCGCGACGUUUAUUGAUGUGCAAAACAUCCUCUUGUUACCUGUACCUUGGUACUUCCCCUACUUCAUCACCGUCUCGUCUCUCACCAUCCUCUUUAUCGCCUUUCUCCUCGCCCUCAUCUUCCAGCGCCGCUUGCUUCCGUCCAUCGUCAUGAUCGGCGGCUUCAUCCUGUUCGUCCUCUGGCUGGUGGGACUGAUCGUCAUCAGCGUGCAGCUCUGGGGUCCCAACGGCAGCGUCAAUUCGAAUUGCAAUCUGUUUGUCUUUGGCGCCGACCCGCAACCGACGGGCCAGAAUCUUGUCACGCUCGCCUGGCUGGAGCAGAGGAGUAUUUGCCAGAGUUGGUAUGCGGUGUUUUCGUUUGCACUGGUCGGGACGGUGUUUUUGGUGUGGAUUAUGGUUAUUGCUUAUCAGGUUUUUGCUGAUGAUAGACGGUAAGGGGGAGGGAGGGAGGUAAGCCAGGUGGGUGGAUGAAAAGGGGGUCUGGGAUGUUUUUUGUUAUGAAGCGAGCGAGCUAUGGUG